AUCGCGCGGACCGCCCUCCCCGCGCCACGUCCCAGCGCCGCCCGCCCGCCGCCCGCGCACCUGGGCGCCCGCCGCCUCCCGGCUUCCGCUCGGCCUCCGCGCCCGCACCGGCCUUCACUCUGGAGCGGCCCCGGCAGCCGCAGCAGGGCCGGCGGCGGCGGAUCGAGGAGCUCUCCAGGUCGUCCCGGGAGCGGCUGCUGCAGUCCCGGGACAGGAUGUUCUCCAAGUUCACCUCCAUCCUGCAGCACGCCGUGGAGGCGCUCGCACCCUCGCUUCCUUUACAAGAAGAUUUCGUUUAUCACUGGAAGGCAAUCACCCAUUACUACAUAGAGACUUCGGAUGACAAAGCCCCAGUGACAGAUACAAAUAUUCCAUCUCAUCUGGAACAGAUGUUAGAUAUAUUGGUACAAGAAGAAAAGGAACGAGAAUCUGGAGAGACGGGGCCAUGUAUGGAAUACUUGCUUCAUCACAAGAUCCUGGAAACAUUAUAUACCUUAGGGAAAGCUGAUUGUCCUCCAGGAAUGAAACAGCAGGUGCUGGGCUUCUACACCAAACUCCUGGGCAGAAUCAAGCAGCCGCUGCUUCCGCACAUCAACGUGCACAGGCCCGUGCAGAAAUUAAUUCGACUCUGUGGUGAAGUCCUUGCAACACCAACGGAAAAUGAAGAAAUUCAGUUUCUCUGUAUUGUGUGUGCAAAACUGAAGGAAGAUCCCUAUUUGGUUAAUUUUUUUCUGGAGAAUAAGUUGAAAUCGUUGGCUUCCAAAGGAGCAGCCAUUGUCCCUGCAGAAGACACGUUAAAAGGCCCAGAUGCCUUGUCCACAGACACGGGACAGCCCUGCCGGCCGGAGGAGCUGCCUGGCGCCGCCGGGACGGAGCAGCCAGAGUUAGACGAUGAGCCUCCUCCUCAGACGGACGACCUGUCCACGAGCCUGGAUAACCUCAGCGUCGCUUCACUGCCGGAGGCCACAGUCGUCCGCCCAAACCAGGAUUACAACCUCGUGAAUUCUUUGUUAAAUCUGACCAGAAGCCCUGAUGGCCGGAUCGCCGUGAAGGCCUGCGAGGGCCUCAUGUUGUUGGCGAGUUUGCCCGAGCCCAAGGCUGCCAAGUGCCUCACGCAGAGCACCUGCCUGUGCGAACUCCUGACCGACAGGCUCGCCGCCCUGUACAAGGCCCUCCCUCCGUCCGUGGACCCCUUAGAUAUUGAAACCGUGGAAGCAAUCAACUGGGGUUUGGACUCGUAUAGUCAUAAAGAAGAUGCAUCGGCAUUUCCGGGAAAACGAGCCUUAAUUUCAUUUCUUUCCUGGUUUGAUUAUUGUGAUCAACUCAUAAAAGAAGCACAAAAGACUACUGCUGUUGCUCUUGCCAAAGCCAUUCACGAAAGAUUUUUUAUUGGUGUUAUGGAACCUCAGUUAAUGCAAACUUCCGAGAUGGGUAUCCUGACGUCGACUGCUUUGCUUCAUCGCAUUGUUCGGCAAGUCACCUCCAACGUUUUGCUUCAAGAAAUGGUGUUUUUUAUCCUUGGGGAACAGAGGGAGCCAGAAACUCUGGCAGAAAUGAACAGACAUCCUUUAAGACACAGGUUAAUUGAACAUUGUGAUCACAUAUCUGAUGAGAUAAGCAUAAUGACUCUAAGGAUGUUUGAACAUCUUUUACAAAAACCCAAUGAGCACAUUCUUUACAACUUGGUCCUAAGAAAUCUUGAAGAAAGAAAUUAUACAGAAUAUAAACCCGUGUGUCCAGAAGAUAAAGAUGUGGUAGAGAACGGACAAAUAGCAGGAGCAGUAGAUCUGGAAGAAGAUCCAUUAUUUACUGACAUUUCACCAGAUAACACUUUGUCAAACCAAGAGUGGCUUAGUUCUUCACCGCCUGCUACUCCAGACCACCCCAAAAAUGAUGGGAAGACUGAAGUCCAUAAAAUUGUGAAUAGUUUUCUCUGUCUGGUACCGGAUGAAGCAAAAUCAUCCUACCAUGUUGAGGGCACUGGGUAUGACACCUACCUCCGAGAUGCUCAUCGGCAGUUCCGGGACUACUGUGCUAUCUGCUUAAGAUGGGAGUGGCCUGGGUCUCCAAAAGCCUUGGAAAAGUGCAAUUUAGAAGCCACUUUCUUUGAAGGUCAUUUUUUGAAAGUUUUAUUUGACAGAAUGGGAAGAAUUCUUGAUCAGCCGUACGACGUAAAUUUACAAGUGACCUCGGUGUUGUCUAGACUGUCUCUCUUCCCUCACCCACACAUCCACGAAUACCUUUUGGAUCCCUAUGUGAACCUUGCUUCUGGCUGCCGAUCCCUCUUCUCUGUCAUUGUCAGGGUCGUCGGAGACCUUAUGGUCAGAAUCCAGCGUAUUCAAGACUUUACUCCCAAGCUUCUACUAGUCAGAAAGCGAUUGCUUGGUUUGGAACCGGAAGGCCCUAUGGUGGACCACAUCACCUUGCUGGAGGGCGUGAUCGUGCUAGAAGAGUUUUGCAAGGAGCUGGCAGCCAUCGCAUUUGUGAAGUACCACGCUUCCUCCACCCCGUAAAGAGCCCCUCCCAGGAGGCGAAGCGAACAGAACUGCUGUGCACAUUUCAUCAAAAAAGGCUCCGUCCCACCUCCUGAAGAGAGGAUCAAGGCCCUUUUCAAUGAAGUAUUGCUGUAAACUGGACAGAAGCAUUUCGAACCCAUCGAGUGGGCAACUUCAGUACAAUGUUGUAUGAUAGUGUCUUCAUUGCUUUUUCAUAAAGGCUCCACACAUGGACGGUGCACAUCCCUGAAUCUGGGAUACAAUCCAAGGAACUUCAGGAAAGAAGCGUUUCCAAUGCCUGUGUGAAAAGCUGCAGAAGAUCUGAUGUCCUGCCUUUGAUGUUUCUGUUAUUUUAAUAUCCUUUUCGGUAGCAAGGCAUUGUGACAUCCUGUGGGACUCAGAUGCUUAUAUUCUUUUGGAUUAAUCAGUAGCAAAAAAAAAAAAAAACAACGAAUUUUUAUAACUUUUUAAGGUAAGAAUUCUUAUCAAACAAAAUAUGAAAAACUGUAAAUGAGAAAAAAAUACAAUUCAGGGACCAUCACAUGAGUUGAGUUAAUAAUAGGAGAUAAAACUGUGUAGAGAACCAUUAACUUCCUUCAGCUUUUCUAAGAAUAACAAUUUAAUAUGAUAAUAAAAUUCUUGAUUAAUAUAAUAUAUAUAUUUUUAAAGAAAUGUUCUUUUACUCUUGUGCACAUUGCCAUGUAGGUGGUUAAUGUUCAUGUAUGGGUCCCAGUUUAUUUAAACCGUGUCAUUUUGGCAACAAUACUGAGUUUGUGCUCACCAGUGGUAGUGCUUGCUAAAAUAGUAUUUUCUAAAGCUAAUUUACACCUAUUAGGUUGAGAACCUUUUUUUUUUUUUCUACCCCUCUUUGAAAAUUGUUUCAUAAAAUCACUUUAUAAUUUGAUUUCCGUACUGCAAUGCAUGGUCGUGUCUCGGUGGGGAACGGACUGAUAACUCUUAGAAUCAAAAUUCCAAUGGCCUCCCUAAUGUUUACAUUUAUUUUUUCAUUUUGUUCAGUCUUUUGUUUUAAAUUAUUCGAGGGAGAGAGUUAAAAACCAGACAGACAGACCAGUCUGUCCUGUUUACAUGGGAAAGGAUGUGGGGGAAUUGGGUAUGUAUGUGAGUGGGUGUGUACGUAGGAACUGGGGGUAGCUUGGCAGAGCUGUGCAGGCACCACGGGCUGGGAGUUAACUUACAAAAUGGUGUUUACUGAUCCACUCUCUAGUCCUCCUGUAAGGGAUGCUUAUCCCUCAGAUAUAUUGCUUCUAAGCGUUCUUCUUUAGUUGAAAGGUUAAGCAGCAGCACUUUCUUGUCUUUCUGUUUACUGAUAUUUGGGGAGCAGAUUAUCACAUUUCCGGCUUCCGAGGCCCUCCUGCUGCUGGGCCUUCUGAGAAGUUGUUUUCUGUAGUGUGUUUGCAUUUUCAUGGUGUGUGGCGUAGGCACAGAAGUAUGUUUUACGCCUACCCCUAAUUUUGCCGCGUUCGUUUUUCUGAUUUAUUGUAUCGUCAGUUUUUGCUAUUUAUUGUGAACAAAAUAUCAAAAGAUGAUGAAUAUUCUUGGCUCUAGAAUGCUUACCACCGGUAAAACAACAACAAAGAGACUGAAUUUCUAAUUCCAUGUGAAUCUCUGUUAGCUCCUUCCAAGGCAUUUAUUAAGCAAAACAGUGGAAAAACAAAAGUAGGAGGUAGUUACUUUGUGCGUGCUUUUCUUUAAGUGAUUUUUCAUGAUGGGAAAACAUCAUUAAGUUUGCUGUACUUAUUCAUUAGGCCAUGCAAGGAACUCAGCAACAUCUUCAGUUUUAGGUAUAGUUGCCCCCUACUUUGAUGUAGGUGUAUUUAAAACAAGGCAUUAUGAAAUAUCAGAUGUUUCCUCAUGUGCUCAUAGUGUUCAAUAGGUGUAAGAGCAAAGACGUGACCUCUCAGACCAAAUGCUAUUUUAUCUUUGAUUUCACAAUGGGACCCUAUAGCUAAUGCAUGAAACCAAGUUCUGAAAAGCUUUAACUCUUAUAUUUUUUAUAUGUAUGUAUGCUGCUUCUUAAAACAUUUUUCUAAGUUAUUGUAAUGACUUUGAUUUGUAGUCAACUAAAGCUUGAAGUAUAUUUUGUUUCUCUUCUCAGUUUCUUUCUUUCUCUCCUUCCCACUCUCUCUCGCUCUCCCUCUGUCUCUCCCUCUCUUUCUCUUUCUUUCUUUUAUUGAUCUCUAGUAGGGACCUAGAGCCAGCACAACUUCUCACAGUGAGUUGGAUCUGUUAGCGAAACAUUGUACUACAUUGCUAGUCUUUUUGUACUGUCAUUCAGAAGCUGAACCUUUCUGUUACUUGGGUACUUGCAAAAUAGUGACCGAAAUGUACUGUGUUGGGUAGAAAGUACCAUCUUAACAACGGAUUGCCCUAAGCAAGUUCCAAACCAAAUUUUAGCCUUGCUUCACAUUGGUAUAAAUAGCUAUGCCCAUUUUUAAAAAAUCUUUCUCUCUAACAGUAGUCUUUGUGGUUAUUUUUAGUAAUGAGCCAUGUUUCUUUACUUGCUAGAACUCAGACUUGUCUUUAGCUGAUUAUCAUUGUAGUACUCACAUUAUAACUGUGUAAUGUUCUCGUAAGAUAUCUGUCUGUGCAAUAUGGAAGCUAUGAGUGGAUUCAUAGCUUUUUUGGUUUAAUUGUACAUCAUUGUGUGUGUACAUGUGUACAUAUAUGUAUAUAUAUAUAAGGACCAAAAUCCUUAGCUUGCUUACACUGUUGCUAGUGUAAAGAUUGUUACACUUAAUUUUACAGGGCACAAAUUAUGGGAAUUACCUUCAUAGUCCAUGGUAAUAUACUUCCAUAAAUUAUUGCAUUGAUAUACAAUUACCAAUUUAAUUAUCAAGUUCAUAGGUAUUGACAGAAGUUACAGUGAAGUGCUCAAACCACAAAUUAUGUGGUAAUUAUAUUUUGGGUUGUUUAAUUAAUCAAAAUAUGCAUGUCAUUGUGACACUUGAUGUGUUAAAACAUGAUAGAUAAUCAUAUUUCUGGGCCCUGUAAAAUAGUGUCACUGUAAUACUCUGUUUGCCUCCUGCCUUGUUUACAUUAAACAAAGGACAUUUGGUAAAUUUUCCUAUUGAACAUUGUGUAGGUUACUGACAGUGUUACCACGGCCUGAGAUUCUUGGGCCAUCUAUGAAGAAACUUCAGAUGGUGAUUGUGUACCUACUAUCUCUUUAAAGGAAGUUGUGGUCAAGUCCAACUUUUUGUGCUAACAAUGCAUGCAGGACUAAGAGGGAUGAUCUAAAAAUAAAUCAUGUAAUUUAAACAAAAUGUCUUGUAUUCUUAUAGACUUCUAAUUGGAAACAUGUUUAUUCACCGGUAAGUUGAGAACAAUAAUUCCUAACACACAAAAGGGUAUGGCACACAACGAUCAAUGGGUCACUAUAGCAUCGACUUCAGAGAGAG
Eptesicus fuscus (big brown bat) is the source of this 5914-nucleotide messenger RNA. It is a transcript of the gene FHIP2A, whose product is annotated as FHF complex subunit HOOK interacting protein 2A. Bases 216 to 2513 code for a protein of 765 amino acids. The transcript has 17 exons. NCBI's taxonomy places the organism in Eukaryota, Metazoa, Chordata, Mammalia, Chiroptera, Vespertilionidae. The record is from RefSeq and is a predicted model, not a curated record.